AUGUUGUGUUGUUUAAACUGAGUUUGUGUCGAGGUUAGUUAUUGCACAUUAGGUAAACAAAAACUUGUUGUAAUAAUAAUAGCUCCGAUAGCGAAUAGCUGCAUUAAUAUAUUCUGCAAGUUGAAAAAAUAUAUGGUUCACUGAAUUAUAAACAAUUCACAAAAAUGGCAGCCAAACGAUUUUUGGAUCUGCCUGGUGGAGUGAAGAUGCCGACUUUAGGUUUGGGAACAGGACGAUCUACAGAUGAAAAGGAAACUAAAGCUGUAUUAAACGCAGCCCUCGAGGCGGGUUAUCGCCACAUCGAUACAGGUUACGCUUAUGAUAAUGAAAAAUUUAUUGGAGACACAUUAAAAGAAUGGUUUGCUUCCGGAAAACUCAAACGACAGGAUAUAUUCAUCACCACAAAACUCCCGAUGUAUGGUGUACAUCCUGACAGGGUGGAAUUUUUUAUGAAGAAAUCUUUGCAGAAUUUACAGCUCGAUUACGUAGAUCUGUACUUGGUACACUUUCCUGUUGGAUUUAAAUAUGACGAAAAUUCAGGUCGACCAGUGUCGAAUGCAGAAAACCAUUGGAUUGCGGAACCAAAAACAGAUCAUGAGGGUAUUUGGAGAAAAAUGGAGGAACAAGUGAGUGCAGGCCGAACGAAGACAAUUGGUUUAUCAAAUUACAACAUUGCUCAAAUUGAAACAGUUCUUAAAUAUGCAACGAUAAAGCCAGCGAAUUUGCAAGUCGAACUUCAUGUUUACUUGCAACAGCGGCAGCUUGUUGACUUUUGUCACAAAUGUGGUAUAACUGUGGUCGCGUUUUCGCCACUGGGUGCGCCUGGCUACAAUAAAGUUUUGAAACAAACCGGACGAAAAGAGAGACAAUUGCCAGACAUUUUGGGAGAUCCAGUUGUGAACACAAUCUCCAAAAAAUAUUUGAAAACUCCAGCCCAAGUUAUGCUAAGGUUUCUUAUUCAACAAGGAAUUGCGUGCAUUCCAAAAUCUACAAAUGAAAAACGACUUAAAGAAAAUAUUGAAAUAUUCGACUUUGCAUUAGAUGAAGGUGAUGUUAAGAAGCUUCUUAACUUGGAAGUUGGAGAGAAAGGUAGAGUCCGCGAUUUUAAAUUUUUCGAAGGUCUUGAUGAACAUCCAGAUUUUCCCUUUAAGAUAUCCGACAUGCACUGAUUACAGCAAUCUAGCAAUAAAAAAUUGCAAUAUUACCAUGUACAAUAAGAAAUUUUUAGUUUUUACAA
Messenger RNA from Zophobas morio, 1237 nucleotides. RefSeq names its product aldo-keto reductase family 1 member A1-A-like. The record is from RefSeq and is a predicted model, not a curated record. Gene Ontology annotation, cellular component: cytosol. Lineage: Eukaryota; Metazoa; Arthropoda; Insecta; Coleoptera; Tenebrionidae. The transcript is spliced from 5 exons. Bases 165 to 1169 code for a protein of 334 amino acids. Gene Ontology annotation, molecular function: aldose reductase (NADPH) activity.